This is a messenger RNA of Alternaria burnsii, 2388 nucleotides long. RefSeq names its product sporulation protein rmd8. Gene Ontology annotation, biological process: phospholipid metabolic process; arachidonate secretion. The record is from RefSeq and is a predicted model, not a curated record. Lineage: Eukaryota; Fungi; Ascomycota; Dothideomycetes; Pleosporales; Pleosporaceae. Gene Ontology annotation, molecular function: A2-type glycerophospholipase activity. The transcript has 6 exons. The coding region runs from base 1 to 2388 and encodes 795 amino acids.
AUGAGCGGACCAACAGCUAAGAGCAAGAGAGGGCCGACUGUGCUCAUGACAGAUGCCCGCGACACGGCACCUCGAGCACCCCAACGACCAGGCGUGGGGCAGAGACAGGCGACGGGCGCGCGAUUGAUCUCGGUCGACAACAUCCUGCAGUACGCCUCGGACAUUCCCUCGCAACAGCAGCGACGCGGCCCGCCUGGCAGCCGACCCAUGAUGCACACGCGCACUCCCAGCGGACGGCAUCCGCUCGACCCCAGACUCUCCGGUCGCCUGAUACCCCAGCACAUGCCCACCCGAUCGAGCAAGCUCAGCGAAAAACUCGUGCUUCUGCCCGAGACGGCAGGACAGGACGACGACGAGAAGGGCGACUUUGACCAAGACGAGUACGAAGGCCCGCCCACCGACGAAGACCUCGCGCGACGGACCCCCAAAGGCGGCCCCAACGACAAGAGCUAUGCAGAGCGACUGCCCAAGGCCAAGCGUACGGACAAGCUCUCGCGCGUCACCGCCUACUGCACCGCCCAAGCCUACAAGAUGAAGAGCACCGCCCAGUUCGUCAAGGACACACACAAUGCCCGCACCAAGCUGUACGACGACUGUCUCUACACCGUCUACCAUCUCCCGCUGUUGCCCGGCAGCGACGGCUACCGGGUGCGCAGUAGCCCUGCGCUCAAGAGCCCGGGCGGAAAGACGGUGCUCGACGAAGAGAUCGAGCGCAACGAGCAGCGCGACCACCACGAAGGCUACUUUGGCGACGACGAGACCUACUACGUACGCGACGACCACGAGCUCGACCAACCCUGGGACGGCAUGCACCAUCGCCGAGACUCGACCGAGAACUCCAGAAUUGCGCCCAACGCCCUGACCUUUGGCGAGAUGUUCGUCUUCUCGUACGGCGUCGUAGUCUUUUGGAACUUCACCGAGAAGCAGGAGAAGGACAUUCUGGCCGACCUCACAUUUUCCGCUAUUGCUACCGGCAUCUCCAUCGCAACACGACCCUUGACCGAGUCCGACUUUGAGACGGAAGAGUUCCAUUUUGAAUACAACCCAGAAAUCCAGCGCCCGCGUGUGUACAACGACAUGAUUACGCUCAAGAGCGGGGAUCAUAUGAUCAAGCUAGCCAUGAGCCACGCCAUUGCACAGAGCACCAAGCUAAGUCUCUUCGAAGAAGGUAUGAGCCGGACCAUGCUGGCUGCGCAAUACGUACCCAAACGCUUAGCGUUGACGGGCAAACUGGGCAUGGGCAGGACAGACGUGGUCAAGAUGAUUGGACAGCUCUUCACCAGCCGUGUGGAAGUGAAUCUAUCAUCGAAUAUGCUCGACACUCCAAGCUUCUUCUGGGACUCGGAGCCUACCCUCCAUCCGCUAUAUACCGCUGUGCGCGAAUACCUCGAGAUCAAACCCCGUAUCCAAGUUCUCAACGAGCGCUGCCAGGUUUUCCUUGAUCUGGGUGAGAUUCUAUCUGAUUCCAUUAGCGAUAAGAAGAUGACCAAGAUCACGUGGAUUGUCAUUGCGCUCAUUGUGCUGAGUAUCUGCAUAACGUGUCUGGAAGUGCUUCUCCGAUUCGCCAUUCUACAAAAGGUACCAACCAUGAGGCUGCUGACCUUCUUCCUUAACCCCGUCGCACUCACAGGCUACGUCCUUCCUUGCGUAGGCGCCCACAAAGAAAGCAAAGCCGACCGCAUAGCAGACGUGCAUAGGAACUUCGAACCCCACACAUGGGAGCAACAAAUAGUAAACCGCAUGGUCUUUAAGUAUUCCCUUGAUGAUUUCAUGGUCAUGUGGAAGAGACGUGUGGGAGAGUACGGAUUUACUAAUCUAUCCUGGCGGAGUGACGCCUGUACUGGUGUUGAUGAUUCGCCAUUUGGCUGGGACUUCAAACCAGCUUGUAUACGCCAUGAUUUCGCGUAUGAGAACUUUCGGCUUCAGCAUCGGCUCAGUCACGAAGCUCGUAAGAAAAUCGACGUCCACUUCAGGGACGACCUCUACUAUAUCUGUGAAAGGCGUUCCAAUACCAAGGCCUGCAGGGUGUCAGCCAAAAUCUACUACGCCGGAGUCAGGUUGUGGGGCAAAAACCAGGAGAAUGCGUUUUUCACCAUCAACGCUAUUGUCGCCAACGACGCCCCUGUGAAAGCUUCCGACAGUAUCUCCACGACAGCUGCCACCAUCAACACAACCUCCGAAGAUACUAAUACUACCAACACCACCCACACGAAUACUGCUGGUCUCGACGAUGCACAAAGAGAUAUUCGUAGCAAAGAAAAAGUUGCUAUCAUGGCCUGGCUUGGCGAACUGACGCAUGCAGAGCUGCUGAUGGAAAUGCCAGAGAUGCAUUUGGAGUAUUUAAGCAAGUCACUCGAUGACUGGGUGGAAGCCAUUGAGAGAGUGUGA